AACAGCCGCAGCCCGUGCAGAUGCAGGAAUGCUUAUACACUGACAUCAUCUAAGACCGAGCGCAGCCUCUCCCGGUUUGAGGACACCUCUCCCGCCGGCAAGGUGACACCCGGGGACGCUGUCUUCACCCAUCCACGGGCUAUUUUUUUUUGCGCCCAGAAAGCGACCCCCUCCCCCCCCGCGCCCCGCCACUGUUCCUCUCGGCUUUCCGCGGGGACCAUGAGGAGUGGAGCUGGAGUUUGACACCGUAAUCUGUCCGGAGAGUCGAAGCCCCCCCUGCGUUCGCGGCCGCUCUUCGUGGUCUGAUCCUGCACGCGGGAGGAGAAGGGGUGGCGCCUCUCCUGCCGUUGGCUCGUCGUUUUCCAGAAGGAUGGUGUUGGACAAGGAGGAGAGUGUGUCUCUCGUGUCCCUCCAGUCCAGAGAGAAGCCGAGGGGCUGCGCCGGCUGCAACGGGAGGAUCCGGGACCGCUUCAUGCUGCAGGCGCUGGACAGGUACUGGCACGAAGACUGUCUGAAGUGCGCCUGCUGUGACUGCCACCUGGGCCGGAUGGGCUCCACCCUCUACACCCGGGCCAACCUCAUCCUCUGCCGCAGGGACUACCUGAGGCUCUUUGGGGUGACGGGGAACUGUGCAGCCUGCAGUAAGAUGAUCCCUGCCUUUGAGAUGGUGAUGAGAGCCAGAGACAACGUUUACCAUUUAGACUGCUUCGCCUGUCAGCUCUGCCGCCAGAGAUUUUGCGUGGGAGACAAGUUUUUCCUCAAGAACAACAUGAUCCUGUGCCAGCUGGACUAUGAAGGAGGCCAUCUUAAUGGCAGCACUGAGAGGCAGCCUCAAUAA
This is a messenger RNA of Xiphias gladius (swordfish), 838 nucleotides long. RefSeq names its product rhombotin-1-like. The record is from RefSeq and is a predicted model, not a curated record. The coding region runs from base 371 to 838 and encodes 155 amino acids. The transcript has 4 exons. Lineage: Eukaryota; Metazoa; Chordata; Actinopteri; Istiophoriformes; Xiphiidae. Gene Ontology annotation, biological process: positive regulation of transcription by RNA polymerase II. Gene Ontology annotation, cellular component: nucleus. Gene Ontology annotation, molecular function: DNA-binding transcription factor binding; transcription coactivator activity.